This is a messenger RNA of Pomacea canaliculata, 4014 nucleotides long. Its product is annotated as acidic mammalian chitinase-like. Lineage: Eukaryota; Metazoa; Mollusca; Gastropoda; Architaenioglossa; Ampullariidae. Gene Ontology annotation, biological process: carbohydrate metabolic process; chitin catabolic process. Gene Ontology annotation, cellular component: extracellular region. The transcript is spliced from 9 exons. The record is from RefSeq and is a predicted model, not a curated record. The coding region runs from base 2041 to 3651 and encodes 536 amino acids. Gene Ontology annotation, molecular function: chitinase activity; chitin binding.
UUUUCUCGUGGAACAGUUCUCUUAAGAUACUUUUAUUGUUUGAAUAAUUUUUUUUGUUUGUUUACAUUAUUUAAACCAACUGAGCAGUCCAGAAGAAACUAAAUUACUUAAACGGGUAGGUUUAACCCAACAGAUCGAGGCAGCGAAUAUAACCGGUAGCAAUCAAAAUAAACAGAAAAUCGAAUGCAUCGUUGCCAGAUUCAUUUUGUUUGGGUAUGUUAGUAACCUGGAAACGUAGCAACUGCACGAUACACCCAAGGACACCUUCCUCCCUUCUUUUGAAGGACUCACGGAAUGUAUGGGUGAACCUUUGCACAGCUCACAGGCAGGAAGAUCAUCUGAUAUCCUGAGCACCGACUAAUUGCCUGGAGCCGGCACUUCCCACGUUCUGCCCGUUACAAUCUCUCAGGAAGAGGGGCAGGAGUAGAAAUAGUUGUCUUUGUGAGUUUGACAUAUCUUUAAUUAUAUCAUGUCCGCUGUCACAGUCUGUUUUGGAGGCGAAGGUCGCAAGAUCAAGACUCGCUUGGGCCUGUACCCGGAAAACGAAAUGUUUGUCCCACCAGCCUACUGAACUGUCAGAGAAGCCAACAGGUGGCGGAAGGAAGGGGCUGCCCCAGCUAGAGUAUAGGACAUUUCAUCUACUUUCAUCUUUUUGUUUUUAAUAGGUUAUGUCAGCAGACUUGAUCAUGGGCAGUUUCGUUUUGUGUUUAUGGUUCACCUGACUUGCAGUACAAGAUGGUUUCCUGAUUUCUUUGCUAGGGGAGUGCUUCGAAUUUUAGUGACUUUGCACUGGAAGUGGGAGGGACCUGAGUACCCCUGACGAUUAUGUCUGAACAGGUGUCAUAUCCAGAGAGAUGUAUGUGUUCCUGGAAACGAGGACUAAACUUUCGAUUCGCCAAUGUUGUAUUGCAGGCAAAUGAGUGGACUGCUUACUUUAGAAGGACGAUGUCUUAUCGUCCGCUUUUUUGCGUUGGUCGUCAAAAACAGUACCACCAACGAUGGUGAUGCUAUCAUCACCUCAAUCUAUUUGAGCACCUUGCAAUUAAUUGUUGACUACCCAUGACCCCCCCCCCCAAAAAAAAAAACAACCAACAACAAACAAACUAACAAACAAACAAACAAAAAACCUCAAAGAACAAAUAUCGUAUUGCUUGUAUCUUUCUUGUAACCACAGACAAUAAAAAAAAGAAACCUUCUUCGGGAACGAUAAAUGGACAACUUGUCGUGGUCGUCGUGGACGAGAAGCUGUAUGUUGACAGGUGUAAAAUAACCGGGCACCGCCGUCUGACACACCCCUGUUGACAUUUUUCGCCAACCACCCGGAUUCCACCUUCAUAAAGUCACAUCAUAAAGUCUUUACAAAUGUCUUUAUGUUGGUUUGUGUGGAGACGUGACUAACUUCCAUAGAACAGUGAUCGAACCCUGGUCGACCUUUUUCUUCUUAUUAUAAUCGCAAACGUCUGUUUGUUCCUCUGUACUCAUUAGUGUCUUUUUUUUUUUUUUUUUUUUUUUUUUUUUGUCAUGAGAAGUUUCAAUUUCUGACUUACCCACCUUUGCAUGAGUGUAUAAAUAUCAACACCAACCAAUCAUUGGCACAUUGCGGUGGCUGCUCUCUGAUUUUAAUCAAACCACUCACAUGAUAAACAUGUCAAAGGUCACGACAGUUGCCGGACUUGGGCUGUUCCUCUGUUUCACAGGUAAGUCAGGUAAUCAACCGUUUUCAAAAUGCUUGUUCUACUAUUGUUUGAAAAUAUUGUUUGUGUUUCAAAUAUACAAUAUAAGCAUGUGGAUCUUAAAAAUGUAAAUAUUGUAAAAUGUUGCUCUUGUCUAAACAUUACUGUUAGAAAAAGUAAAACUAAUACUGCAAACAUUUUCGCAUCUGAAUAAAGAGCGGAAAUUAUUAACCGAAUUUCCUCCUGAGCACUUUUCAUGAAAAAUGUUAAAUUGUUUCUCUAAGGUGUACACUUUCAGGGGAAGAUACCUGUCACAUUAUUUUUGUUUUUAGUGAUCGCCUUGGCAGCAGGAGGAGAGUUUUGUGUCAUGUGUUACUACACAAACUGGGCUCAGUACAGGACGGGGGAGGGUCAGUUCUACCCGGAACACAUCUCCGCCAACCUGUGCACCCACGUUAUCUACGCCUUCGGUAACAUAAACCCAUCGCAACUCUCUCUGGAGAAGUCUGAGGAGAACGAUCUUAGCAUGUAUACCCGUGUUGUGGCGCUGAAGAGUCAGAACGCUGGGCUGCGGGUGCUGCUGGCAGUGGGUGGAGCGGGUCGCUCCAUUGAUGCCUUCCGCGCGGCCUGCGAGACACCCGCCACCCGCACCACCUUCGCCAGCAACGUCAUCUCCUUCCUACGGGCCCAACGGCUGGACGGGCUGGAUGUUGACUGGGAGUACCCGGAGGGCUACAAGAGCAAGUUUACCCUUUUGCUGGCUGCACUUCGUUCUGCUUUCGACAACGAAACCGUUGCCACUGGCAGACACAAACUUCUUCUGACUGCUGCAGUGGCGGCGUCCAGGUACAACAUGCAGCAGAGCUACGAGGUGGACCAAAUCCACCUGUACCUUGACUACGUCGGCGUCAUGUCGUACGACUACCACGGGCAUUCCUGGAGCACAGCGCUUGGUCAUAACAGUCCGCUGUACGCCCCCCAGACAGACACCACCGCCUUCAGUCAGAAUACAUCUGUAACCGACUGGAUAGCCGCUGGAAUACCAGCUGACAAACUAGUGAUGGGACUGGCAACUUACGGAAGAACUUACAAGAUGGCGUCACGUGACUUGUCUCGACCUGGCGACAGUUUCUCCACAGGCCAGGGAGGCGAUGCGGGUGCCUUCUCUGGAACUCCAGGCUUUCUGGCAUUCUAUGAGAUCUGUGGCCUACUCGCUGGUGGCGCCUUCAUGCGGGUCUGGGACAACACCAGCAAGGUUCCCUAUGCUUACGGGACCAGAAACGGUCACUGGGAGUGGAUCACCUACGACGACGUCACCAGCAUGACCACCAAGGCUGAGUACAUCGUCAACAGAGGGCUCGGCGGGGCUAUGUUCUGGAACUUGGACUACGACGACUUUGGCCACAACAAGUGCAAGCUAGGCUCGUACCCGCUCAUCAGCACCGUCAGUAAUAAGCUCGCCAACGCCGCCAGGACCACUUCCACCGUGCCGAGAAGCACACCAGCAACAACGACAACGACUAAGACUACAACCACGUUGCUUACUUCGUCGACAGUAACAAUAACAACUGCGAGGAUACCGCCAGAAACUACGACAACGACCGCGACUACAACGAUUACCGCGGCGCCGACUUCAGCAGUCCGCGUCACAUCGACAACCGCUGCAACGACUUUAAGAGGAGCGGAAGCCACAGCAUCGACGAUGAUGCCGACGACUUCUCCAGCAGUGACGAGUGAAAAGGCGCAGCCAACCGUGCCGACAAGGACAGCGGGAUCGACAUCAGAGUCAGCAACAACUACUUAUAACCUGGGAGGCGCUGAUGGACACACGACAUCAACACCAGCGACGAACACCAUCACAGACCAGUCGACUUCUGCAUCAACCACAUCCAGCGAACGCAACAACGCGAGUGUCGUCUUUCCUGGUGCUUGGGUGCUGCUGCCUGUAAUGUCCGUCGCUUUGUUGGUGUGGAUGUGACGAGGCACUUUGUCCUAUGCUGAAUACAUCCGUCCACACGUGCAGACCUUGACAAGAACGUGCGCCCUGACUUCGCGGGACUCUUGUGAAGACACGAGUAGAAAAGUAGAUGAAGACAUUUGCAUAUCACCAACCUGUUCACUUGUAAAUCCUGUAAAUCCUUUCAACUCUUGUUCAGGCACCGACAGGCACAGACAUGUACACACUGACUGACGCACGUGUGCACGCAGUCUGUAUGAAGUACUGACCUCUCCCGACCUCUCUACGUCAUAUACGAACUUUGACCCUCGACAUGAUGGCAGUGGACAGUAAGAAGUCCUGUAACGUGUUUAGGAAUUUUGUUUUAUAUUCACAUGGCUACAC